This is a messenger RNA of Magnusiomyces paraingens, 756 nucleotides long. RefSeq lists its product as uncharacterized. Lineage: Eukaryota; Fungi; Ascomycota; Dipodascomycetes; Dipodascales; Dipodascaceae. The transcript has a single exon. The coding region runs from base 1 to 756 and encodes 251 amino acids. The record is from RefSeq and is a predicted model, not a curated record.
AUGCCAGUCUUCAUUUCUCCACCCCCCACAACUUCAUUAUCUUCUUCUACAAAAGAAGCUUUGGUAUUCCCAGGAUUGUAUCUAUCAGCCGCUGCUAUCCAUAUCUUCUUUCUAUUCCCACAAAAAGCUUCUCCUAUCAUUCGCUACCUCAAUGGCUUGCAUAGUGACCCAUAUGUGAUGGCUUUGGCCCAAAACCUUGGCUAUGCCAUCGGAGCUUUAUUUAUGUUAGGUUUCGUUCUAAUGCCUUUAGUUGUUCUGGUGCUCCUUUUUGCCAACGGCAUGGACCCAGCUUUAGAUGGUCAAUGUCUCCUGGAACAACCCCUUUGGCCUCCUAGUACAAUUAAUUCUUCAAUCCAAAGUUUGUCUCCAGAAUGUCUAGCAUACCGGCGCUACCACAUGGUUCUUGUUGUGGGUAUAGCCAUUGGCAUGUUGCACCAUAUUCAAUUGUCUAUUGCUUGGGAUAAUUUUGAACGAGUUGCCUUGAUGAAGAAAGCCCCAGUUCAACAAACAUUGUUUUCAGGCGUGAGCUAUUUGAAUUUAAUGUGCACUAUUGUAUUUACCUUAACAAUAACGUUUAUUCCUAUUCCAUAUUUACCAUUACAGUUUAAAUUCUUUUUUACCGUAUUGGCAUUUAGUUCAAUUAGAAUCCCUGGAACUAUUUUUGAAAUUAUUUAUGAACUGCAAAUGAGACCUGGGGCUAUAGUUUACGAAGAAGGACAAGUUAUUAUGAAUGGUUACGAGCCAGUAACUCAGUGA